Messenger RNA from Podospora pseudopauciseta, 2276 nucleotides. RefSeq lists its product as uncharacterized. Gene Ontology annotation, cellular component: cytoplasm. Lineage: Eukaryota; Fungi; Ascomycota; Sordariomycetes; Sordariales; Podosporaceae. The transcript is spliced from 3 exons. The coding region runs from base 776 to 2077 and encodes 433 amino acids. Gene Ontology annotation, molecular function: electron-transferring-flavoprotein dehydrogenase activity; flavin adenine dinucleotide binding. The record is from RefSeq and is a predicted model, not a curated record.
CUCCUGGUGGGUUGCACCGGGGCACACCUUGCCGGUUCAAAUUCAGAGCGGGGGGGACCUUUUUUUUCCUUCUGAAGUUGCGUCUUGGAAGUCGCACAACACAAUCCAGGGUUGGGACUUGUGUCAAGGCGACAAUCUGGUCUUGGAGAAGAUAAAGACAAAGGGGCACAAAGGAAAGGAUACCACCAUCUGGACCUAGAACGACACAAUUCCGAUGCCGGUGACAUGGCUAUUUUCCGCGGAUGGCACAUGUUGCAUGUGCCAACGUCCCCCCGUCUCCAGGGAAGAGGUGGAGCCCCCGUUUGUCAAUUUUUCCCCUGCUGCUGCUGCUGCUUGCUGCUGAUGAGGCACUUUGGCACCCUGGCACUCCUGGCCGGCCAGUAGCUGUUGGGGUGCAGCCAGCGCAGCGGAUGCACAAAAUGACACAACGGCGCAAAGGGCUCCAAUGGGGAGGGUAAAAACGGGCAUGGAAGGAUGACCUUGUGGGGCAAGCGUCCAUAUUGCAACUCUUCGGGGGCACUGGGGGAAAAGAAGGUGGGGGAAUCGGGAUAAGAAGUCCAAGAAAGUGAAAGUCGGAGGGUCUUUCGCUCAUCCCAUCCCCCCUUCCCAUUUUCCCAUCAUACAUUCAGGUUUCCCGUUAGAGAAGAAAAGAUUGACAUUGUGCAGCGGCCACUGACAUCAGUUCCAUCUGCAUCUACAUUGUUAUUACUGCAUCUGGAUAUACAUACUUUCUUCUCUCUCUCUUUUUCCUGUCACACACACCAGCACGACCACAAUGGGAUCCAUCGUCCAAGCACCCACCCUCGCCACCCAGGCCAUGCCCUUCAAAGUUCUCGUCGUGGGCGGCUCCUACGGCGGUCUCUCCGCCGCCCUCAACCUCCAAGAUCUCUGCAGUGGUCUCGCACCACGAUGCGGCCCCAAGCCAGUCGAGGGCGCGCCAGUGAUCGAGACACCACAGUUCAACGUUGACAUCACCAUUGUAGACGAACGUGAUGGCUUCUACCACCUCAUCGGCUCCCCCCUCGCCCUGGCCGACGAAGACUACGCGGCCAAGUCCUGGGUAAGAUACGAAGACGUCCCCGCCGUCUCCCAAUCCCAACACAUCCGCGUCCUCCACGGCUCUGUCAAGUCAGUUGAUCAAACCUCCAAGACGGCCACUUACCUCCCCCACGGCCUGGUGUCCUCCCCAGAAAACACAAGCACUCUUUCAUAUGACUUUUUGGUCGCCGCCGCCGGCCUCCGCCGCGUCUGGCCUGUGGUUCCGCAGUCUCUCCGCAGGAAACAGUUUCUCUUUGAGGCCGGCGACCAUAUCCGUGCUGCCACUACUGCCCGCCACGGCGUGGUGGUUGUGGGCGGUGGUGCGGUCGGUAUCGAGAUGGCUGCUGAGCUGAAGCUUGUCCAGCCUCAGUUGAAGGUCACGCUUGUGCACUCGAGGGAUAAGCUUCUCAGCUCGGAGCCGCUGCCGGAUGAGGUCAAGGAUAAGAGUUUGGAGCUGUUGCUUGAGGCGGGGGUUGGCGUGAGGAUGAGCACUAGGUUGGAUAAAACGGAGGAGGUGGUGGACGAGCAGGGGAAGAAGGCGGUCAGGGUGUGGUUUACCGAUGGGGAGAGCAUUCUCGCCGAUCAGGUCAGCUUGGCGGUGUCCCGGUCUGUGCCGUCGACGGCUUUUUUGGGGGUGAAGGAGACUGGUGUGUUGGAUGAGGAGGGGUAUGUGAAGAUUCAGAGUAGCUUGGCUUUCCCGGCUGAGACGCCAAACUGGAGUGAUCACUUUGCUAUUGGGGAUUUGGUAAAGUGGUCGGGGAUUAAGAGGUGCGGCGGGGCUAUGCAUAUGGGUUUUUUCGCUGGGAAUAAUAUUCAUCAGAGAAUGAUUGAGAUUGCUUCUGGGAAGGAGCCUGCCUUCCUUAAGCUGGAUGAGAUCCCGCCCAUGAUUGGGUUGGCGGUGGGGAAGAAGGCGGUUUCGUACUGGCCUGCGACUGGUGUGUCGGCCGGUGAGGAUGUCUCGCAGGCCUUCUUUGGGGAUGAUCUUGGGUUUACGAUCUGCUGGAAUCACUUGGGGCUUGGAAACAGGCAAAAGUUGUGAGGGUGUUUUGAGAUGCAUAGCGAGAUUUUGGGUUCACAAAAAGUACGUGGUUGGAUUUGGUAUGACUAGGGUUUAGAUCUUAUGACAUAUAGGGGACGUUUCUUUUCUUUUGGUUACAACAAAACUUGUUCUGAUUGAAGUUUUUAGGACACAUAGGCACGAGAAAUGUUGAAGAAUAUUGGAAUGACCAACUUUUAAC